This is a messenger RNA of Paramecium octaurelia, 1357 nucleotides long. Lineage: Eukaryota; Ciliophora; Oligohymenophorea; Peniculida; Parameciidae. The record is from the annotation of a GenBank genome assembly.
CUCCAACAUAACUUACAAAAAUGGGAACACCGCUAUACAUGGCCCCAUAAAUUCUACAAGGAAAGCCAUUUUCUUCGAAAUCAGACAUCUGGUCUUUGGGAGUAACAUUUUAUGAAAUCCUCUAUGGUCGAGUUCCUUGGGAAGCCAAAGAUUUUGAAUCAUAUUUUGAAAAUGUCCAAAAAUAAGUAACUCAAGUGUUUAACAUAGCCAAUAUCAUUUCCGAAUAAGCCUGUCAGAUCAAAUGGAGUUAAGGAUCUUAUAACUAGAAUGCUACAACUUGAAGAGAACGAUAGAAUAUCCUGGGAGGAAGUAUUCGAAAGCUAAAUUCUGAAAAAAUAAGAAUAGUUUAUUCAACCAGACUUCAUAAAUUUAUUUUAAGAAAAAGGUUUUAAAUAAUAAAAUAAUUAAGAUGAACUCGGCAAAUCAAUUUUAAUUAAUAAGUGCUAUCUUGACCAAUAUUUAGUGGCUCGAUAUUUAAUUUAGGAUCAUAUUGUUAUUCUUGAGAAGUAAAAGGAAGUAGCUUUAAAGGCUUUUGGUGAAGUUAAAUCCAAAUCAAUAAAUUAUGAACAAGACCCAAAUGUAAGUGUUUGUUCUGUAAACAAUAGAGUGAAAUUCUUUUACGCAAUUAACAAAGUGAGAUUAAAAGAAAAACAGCGAUGCUUAAAUAUUAUAAUUACUUUCUAUUUGAGAGAAAUGUGGCUUUUUACUUUAAUUUUGUUGCCCAACAAAUUAUUAAAUUGUAAUAAAAAUUAAAGUUGGCUAAUGAUAGUUAUUAUGGAUUACUUUUUUUUAUUGCUAAGAACUAGUUAAUCCAUUUAGAAAGAGUGAAUGAAUAAUUUACGAAAAGGGCUCAUGAAAAGUUUAACUAAGAAACAUGGGAAAGAUUUUUAUAAUCCGAAGUAUUAACAACAUCAUUUUCUAGGAAUUUAGGAAAUUAACAUAAUUAAUCUAAAAAGAUUUGAAAUAUUCGUUAGAUUUCUUUUAACAAAUUUCCAAAGCCUUAAAUAAAGCUGUAGAUAUUGAACUAUUAAAGGGAUAAAUAUCUAAUAAGACAAAAGAUUUACUUUUAGAAAUCGAAAAUUUUGAUGACAAUUCAAUUAAAGUUAAUGAAGGCUUUUAUCAUUUAUAUCACGAAAUUAUUGGAGAUAAUAUUAAAUAAAUCAUUAAUCUUAAAAGUUAAGAAAUAGAUAUCAAUUUACUCAUAUUAUAUCUUUCAAUUUGCUUAAAUCCUUAUGAAGAAUUCAAAGAGAUUAAUUUUGAUUUCGACCUAUUUUAUGAAUAAACAGAGUAACACAAACUUAAUGAUAUUUAUGGAAAAUUAUUGUAAAAGGGGGUUAAAUUAGUAAAUGUAAUAUGA